Messenger RNA from Neurospora tetrasperma FGSC 2508, 2853 nucleotides. RefSeq lists its product as uncharacterized. The transcript is spliced from 7 exons. Bases 1418 to 2527 code for a protein of 369 amino acids. Lineage: Eukaryota; Fungi; Ascomycota; Sordariomycetes; Sordariales; Sordariaceae. The record is from RefSeq and is a predicted model, not a curated record.
CCUGCUCUAACAACGCGGGCCGUUGAACCAGUCUCUCUCGCUUGGUUAGCAUCGACCUGUCCGUCCAUCUUGGUCUAGAUGUGGUAGUGGCUCAGACAGGCUGUCAUCAUCUUGGCCUUCCCAUCGUUGUCAUCGCCAAUAUCUCCGGGACUACGCCUUCACUGCCCUGGUCGAACCGACAAAUCUUAUUUACCGUCCUACCGAGGCUCUACCCCGGAAUAACACAAGACAUUCACGGCACUGAUUGCCACACGACAACAGGGUGCGAAAGCCAAAGGCCAACCAACCUGAUAGUCAUACUGGUCUUCGAACAACAUAGCCAGGCGAGUCUUCCGGGUGCCCGCUAUCCCCACACUGUCUGUGUCUUGCCGUUGCCAUCGGAAGGUUGCAAGCACCCGUCUCUACCAACCUCAACCAACCACUGGUAGGACCAAGCAGAAGUUGUCAAACGGCUGCGCGAGUCCACACUUUAUUCCUCCUUGCAAGGAUCAACUGGGGCAGUCCUGCUCCCAUCUUGCUCUCCUCUUUGCCCCAUUGCCAGGCCAGCCACUUGUUUCGAAGGGGUUUGUGCGUGCCAAAGCAUUUGUGCUAUCACCACUCAGACCGGCACCCAUCUCUGGCAUCAAGUCAAGCUCCCGCAUCGCUUUACUUUUCGACGUAGGGGGCGCGCUUUGCAACGCUGAAUCCUUUGACCCAACAAUUUCAGAAAGGAAUAUUGAGCAAUAUUCAUCCGAUAAUUUUGCGCUCUUCAUUCGGGCCUGUCUCAGUCUUGAUCAAUAAACAAAGACUUUGCCACGAUCCGACUGUCUCCACCUGUGCAAAGUCUACCAAACACCUCUGGCUCAAUCUCUAACAUUAAGGACGCCAUUCUUUGUCUCUAUGCUUGGAUAGAUCCACCUAAUCUUAGCCUUGAUCCAUCCAAUCUUUCUGUUUGGCAGUGGUUCCAGCUUGUCUCCGGUCCCAGCACGUUCCCGGUCCCUUUGCACGACUGGGGAAGAAUCUGUCUUGCCUGGCCACUACUCUUGAAACAAGUCCUCUAGCCUUUGGCUCACUUUGUGGUUCACAGCUGCACGUCGAGGCAGAACUGGUUCGACCGAACAUCAACAAUCUAUCCCACCAACACCCAGAGACACUUGCCAGCUUUGUUUUGGUUCAAAGGAUCAUUCUCCGUCUCAGCCAUUUUUUUUUACUUUGAGACGACUGUUGUUUUCAUUGUACAGUCAACCAGCCUGGUAGGCUCAUUGAAGAAUAAAUCAGCACCCAUCCCGGCCAUUACAUCUUGUCUGCUUAACGAUUUGGUGUUCCUCAACUUCACUUUGGCCGUCACUCUUUCUUGAUCACGUCGACUCUGUUCGAAACAUUAGUACUUGUCGGAACUCACGAACGGAGGUGCCAGCCAUGGUCAAUACAUACGGGCAUGGCCAUUACACUCGGCCACAAUGGACGACGGAGAGACCUAAUGGCGAACACAUGCCAGACAAUGGUCGUUAUUACGAUACAGGAAUCAGAACCCCACCACCUUGAAGUAUUGCGUGAGCAGUGCAAGAUAAACCACCAGAGCUUCUUCCUUGCUGUUCUCACCGAAGAUGGUCAUACGGUAUACUUUACGGGACCGAAUAAGUUGCCAGAGGGUGAAAUCCAAAGAUACUUCGACAUGGAUCGAUUUAUCCGCUAUCAAAAACGGGCUGCUGAGAAUGGUCUCGCUGGGGCCUACGAUGAGAUGUCGUUCGGACCAGAGUAUCAUGGGCGUCGCGGGUGUGACCGCCGCAUGGAAACAGCCGAACAGUUCUACGAUCACGUGCCACCAACAUAUCGGACCCGAAAGCGCCAGAGGGCCAACGUUCCCAGACGUGUCCGCGAUGAUGACGAGCCGGCAGUGACCGUAUCCGCGAAGAAAGGCAUACGAAUCAAUAACGCGCAGGAAGUGUGGGAUUUCUAUGACCAGCGCUUCAAGAAGAUACAGCAGAACACAUGCAAACUGAUUGCCAAAGCGUGGAUCAAGGCGAUUGCACCAAAGAAGCAGUCUACACAUCCCUACACAGGAACCAAAAUUCCCGACUGGUGGCCAAAGCCUCUGGGCCCAACCAAGGAUGAGGGCAUGAGGCACAAGGAGCCGGACCACCUAUUCAAACCAGAGCGCCUCCGUUUGUUAUGCCACUUGUUGAGACUCAUCGUCGAACCCAACUCUCAGCAGCAUCCGAGCAUCCGGGCCCAAGAACUCACUGUCGCCAAGUUGGAGGAGUUGACAAUGGAGGCAAUGGGAGGCUUCUUCAGCGACAGGGCCAAUCCCAACCAAGCGAAAAAGAAACCCUUUUUAAAGGAGAUCUUCAAGGUUGCUAAGGUCGAAGAACAGUAUAAGAGGGGUGAAAUAGAUGGCGAUACGGUCGUAUACGUCAUGGCCGAUAACAACCAAUCAGACUUCCCCUCCGACGAUGAAGACGAUGCGUGUAGAGAGGAGGAUGACGAGCACCAUCUUUCGGCUUCGUUAGCGAGAUGUCGAUUAGAAAUCAAUAUCCGACUACUCUGAUGCCGCCAGAUCUCACAUCUGACCAGCACUAUGUGGAAAAUGGGGGGAUUCCGGUGGGAGGUCAAGCAUCUCUGCAGCAGCACGGAGCGCCUGUUCAAAUGCAGGAAAUGAUACCAAGUCCUCACGAAACAAGCCGUCGACCGUCCCUGUUCAGCUCGCCGUCCGACUACGCAAGCACUUCUGCCUCCGGGCUGUAUCCCGGUGCUUGGCAGCAGACUACAACAGCUCCAGGUAGCGCGACCAUAUAUUCCUUUGGUACUUCCAGUCAACAGCCUCAACAGCCGCCGCACCCGUCACUCCCUCACCCUCAAGGAACCUUUGUUUCG